AUAUGUAUAAUGUUCUAUAAUUCGCUAUUUUUUAUACUCUUAGAAAAUUGAGAUUAAAUGCAUAGUGUAUUGUGUCGAGUUAUAUCGAGGCAUAAAAAUCAAAUUUUGCAUGUGUUUAUUCGAUUUCAAGAACAACAAUCGAAAAUAAGUGAAAUAGGAUGUGUAGUGUAAGAUUAUUUUAAAAUAAUUAAAUACGGAGACAUUGGAUUAUCAUUGUUGAUGAGAACAAAACAGCACAAUGGAUGUGGCAAGAUGUAGCAAAUCAUAAUAAGUUUACUUUGGUCACUCUCCAUCCCCUUUCUUCGUUCGGGGCGAACACGAUGAUCGAGGCAACGUCGGCAUCGCCAUCGACAGCCACGACGAAGACGGCAACGACAGCGUCGAGCAGACUUUUUGUCACGGAGAAAGGGAAGUCCCCGGGAAGUAAGGAUCGACCUUCGGGUUAUCGGGAAUCCCAGUGCGGUGAAUCUCAGGAAAUUAGUGUCGACGAGUUCCCCGCGCGAUUUGUUGCUUUUCCCGUCGGGAAAUGGGGGUCGAGGAAAAGAAUUUUUGCGACGGCAGUGUUUACCCGCCAGUUUGGGCAAAUUCAAUUUAACACUUAAACGGCCGCGGGGGGAUUUAUGCUCGCACUUAGAGGGAGGCUAAAAUAUGUAUCCCUCGGCGAAAGUAAAACAUGUUGGAAUCAAGGAGGACGUAAUCAACUGAUGAGGGUUUCGGGAGUCAUGAAAAAAUUAUUUCUAUUCGAGAGCCGUGCGUAUAAUUUCCAAUCUGUGUUUAGAUCGCGUCGGGAAAUUAACGGUGCCGGAGACAAUUUUACCCCAAUUGACGAUGAUAAUAAUUAUGCCAAAGGCUCUCUCAAACAAUCUCGCUACAACUGAUAUUCGCACGAGAACGCCCUCGAAAAUCAUACUGCGUAGUUCGCACGUGUUCGCGUUGCAUUGUUAAAUAAACUUUUGCGAUGUGAUGGCGGGUAAUCGAGAAUCAAAAGGGGAUCUAGUUGAAUGGAUGUUGCUCGCGAAAUGAAUAUUACUGGUUAUUAGGUAGUUCAGCCGAUUAGCUAAUUGUGCUUGGCUCCUCUUUGUCAGAGGAUGUGUCCCGGUUACUCUUUGUUAGAGAAUGUUCUCUGUAAUUGUUGACAAUAUUUAGCGCGCGGUUAAUACACGGCUUUGUUGGGUUCAAUCACAAAAGUGGAUCGUUGCGGAUCGUUCGAUCCGCAACAAUCAGCCGGUAUGUGUUUUUUACAAUAUUAAUAUCAUUUUAUAAAAUAUUUCUAACGCGUUUAAAUAUAUAGUGUCUAGUAGUCUCUCUUUUCGGUUACAGUUUUAUAAUAUUGAAAAAAAUUAAUUGUUCGAUUAAAAGCAAGCUUUAUAGGGAAAGUUCCCAUUAUUUUAUAAUAUUUGAAAUAAUUACAUCCCAUUAAAAUUGUAACCGCAUCGAAUAAUGUUGGAGACAACUAAUUUCUCUAUCUAGAUAGAUUUAAACAAGAAUUCGUUCGCUCAGAGUGUAUGCAAUUUGGAUUUAGGAUGACGAAGAGUGAGCCCGGUAAAUUCGCCUUAAGCGAUACCCAGCUGAGCGUGAAUUCGCGCGCGAAUUCACGUCGCUUAACGAAGUUUGUAAAACAAGUGUCGCGCUCGCGCGCACCUAAUUGCUACUUCAUUCUAGCAUGGAGCAGAACUUAAGGCGACCGGAAGUUCGCUUGUGUAACAUCGUACUCUUUCUUACGUUCUUACGUUCAACCAACUUAUACCGGAAUACCGAUAGUUCGACCCAUUCGAACUCGGACCGAUUUCAAACGUUCCUUCCCGUCCUAAUUGCGUAAUCGCAUACACAAUGCCGUGAUAUACUUUCCCACUAUCAUUUUGAUACACUUUCCCAUUAUCAUCUUUUAACACCGGAGAUUUAGCCGAUUAGAGUGAGAGCAUUGGACGAGCUUACGAUAUUCCAUUCAGGCCUGUUUAAAAUUUCAAUUGAAACUCGUCUGGGCCAUUUAGCAGGAAAGCCGGAAGGUGUAUAAAUAAAAAUGAAAGAGGCGCCCAAGAAAAGUCACCGCGCGAGAGAUCUCGGCGACGUCGCUUAAUUUAACGACGAUGAAUCCGUUGUCCCACAGCGGCCGUUUUAUACGAGGUGGCCAGUUUAUACUGUAGACUGGAAAUAACUCCCUCGUAAGCGAUAUGAUCCUGCUGAGGUCGCUUGCUAGGAUAAGUUAGAAUGGCGCGAUGGAAUUGCUUGAAAUCUCUUUCUCUAAAAAGUCGUAUGAGUAAUUUAUAUAGAAAAAUUUCAAGACCUACAUUAAAACAUUAUACAAUAUUUUAGAAAAAAAAAAAAAAAACAUUAAUUAAUUCUUAUAAAACACGAUAAAUUACAGCGCAGCAUAAAUAUGACGUGAAGUAUAAAGAAAAAGCAAUUUACUCCGCAGGUUUUAUCGUAAAGAAAUUUUAUUUUUGAAAUUUAAAAAUUUGUUAACCAUGUUGCUUUUCAUGACACGAUCAUAAUUUGUUAGGAUAUCUUUUCCUUCUUUAGAUAGGCUUACGUGCUUUACAAUGUGCGUGUUUUAUAAAAAAUAUGCGAUGCGUCCCAUUCACAGGAUCCAUCGGGCUUACGGUAAUCUUCGACAUCGUUUUCAUACAUUACGUUAGUCAAUAUAUUUAUUCGCCAGCAACAUAUAAACAGGUAAGUACUCUUUGUUGGCGGAGGCGAAGAAACUCUUGAGCGUCCGAGAUCAAGGAACUCGACCCUUUUCGUCGGGGGAUAAAGAAUCUCCCGCUCACCUCUCCCUUGUUUCGUGUUUACGCGUUUUCCCUAAAACGUAGCCGUUUCUUCUGUCGGAUUAGUUAUACGCGCAGCCGACGCAUUUAGCGAAAUUAACGCUCCCGAAAGUGUUUCUUAGAUGGCACGAUAAAGAUGCGUUUUUAUCGCCCAUGUUCGUUAAAUUUUACUGUUUCGAAAGGACGAAUGAAACAUAUUAUAGUAUUAAAUUUUCUAUAUUUUUACAUAUUUUUUAAGAAUAAUAGUGGUACAAUACGUUCAAUUUUUCGCAUUGUUUAUACGCUAUUGCAUACCCGCGUAAAAAUUUUGGAAA
This is a messenger RNA of Pogonomyrmex barbatus (red harvester ant), 3079 nucleotides long. RefSeq lists its product as uncharacterized. Gene Ontology annotation, molecular function: protein binding. The record is from RefSeq and is a predicted model, not a curated record. Lineage: Eukaryota; Metazoa; Arthropoda; Insecta; Hymenoptera; Formicidae.